AUGCGGCGACGCCUCGGCUGGGUGCUCGUCCUCCUCCUCCUCGCCGCCCUUGCCGGUGAGGCCGACUCGAAGAAGAAGAAGACCACAAACGACUACUCGGCGUACGGCGGAUACAGCUACGGGGGCGCCUACAGUGGAUAUGGCGAUUACACUUUCGUCGACGAGCUGCAGCCGGUGUACGGGGUAGUGUACGGUAUCUCGGCGCCGAUACUCAUCCUUUUUCUCUACUUGACACUUGUUGGGAUACGGUACGUGUUUGUAGAGAAGUCUCGACGUGCGGCGAUGGCUGGUGGUGCACGUGACGUGCUGGAUGAUUUGGGAGCUGGCCUUUGCCUCCUCUACAUCGAGUCCAUCGUCACCUCAAUCAUGUGGGCGUGUGCAGCCAAGGCUCGCUACGGUAUCGUCUACAACGCUAUUUGGCUGUUCCUCUACUUGCCAUUACCAAAUGCCAUCAUCGCCUUCUGCUGGUGGGCUAAGUUCAACGCCGACCCGGCCGAGUACACGUGGUGGUACGACCCGGUUGAGGCCCUGUUUUCCAUCACCGCCAUCCUAUCGUGGUUGCUGAUGACCAUCUACCUGGUCGUCAUCCUGGUGUUGUCGCUCGCGCUCCCGUUCUGUUGCCGGAAGCGCAAGGAUCCACACCGUGAGAUGGGCGCAUUCCCGAUCGGGAAGAUGUGGCUGACGCUCAUCUACGGGCUGGUGCCACAGGUGCUGAUCAUGCCGACCUCCCUCGUCCCGCUGAUGACGUUCAUGACGACCAACUUCCAGGACCUGCUCCUUAGCAUUAUGAAUUGGGUCACCGGGAGCUCGAGUGGGGGCGGCAGCUCGUGGCUGAUGACGUACGGGCUAAAGUUCCUCGGCUACCAGACCUACUAUGUGCUCUACCUGCCCGUCGUGAUGUGCUUCCUUGCGCUGGUGUGCUUCCCCUGCUUCUGGCGAGCGUUCAUCGUCCUCUUGACGUGCGGUCGGCUGUGCGCCUCCAACAAGUCGAAGCGAUUCGGCAGCAGCCCCCCACCGUCCUACCCGGGAGCUGUUGACGUGAAGGACGGACCGCCAAAGUUC
Messenger RNA from Mesorhabditis spiculigera, 1062 nucleotides. Lineage: Eukaryota; Metazoa; Nematoda; Chromadorea; Rhabditida; Rhabditidae. The record is from the annotation of a GenBank genome assembly.